UUUUUUUUAAGGUCUCUGUCAUCCACCAUUCAGAAAUGCGGAUAGUCUAUUAUCUGGCAACCCUGAGCUCAGCUGCUGGGCUCUGCUCGCUUUCUGACUCUGCUGGCUGUGUGAGAGUGGGUGAUGGACUGAGUGAGGGCGCUCUUUAGACCAGCGCUCUCGUUAGCAUUGCUAAACCCACAAGCUAGGCUGAAAUAACCAGACGAAUUUUUUUUAGGGUCGUUAAAUCGACAAGAAAAUAUAGUACCGUUAUUAUCAGUCUUUCACAUCCCACUCUAAACACACUAACACGGCAUUGAUGGUAAUGUAUGCAAGGAAACAACCGAGACUCGGCGAUGGGUGCGACCGAAGAGAUUCUCAGCCCUAUCAGGCUCUCAAAUACUCAUCCAAGAGCCAUCCAGGAGGGGACCAUCGACACGAAAAGACACGAGACACCACAGAUGUCACUCCUCCCUGCAAAAUGCUCAGGAGGUCCGACAGCCCUGAGAACAAACACAUCGACAGCACGGGGCACAGCAGAGCAAAAGCCAUUCACACACACCGAGUCAGAGACAGGGAUGGAGGACCCAGUUAUUCUCCACAAGAAAAUUCACACAACCACAGUUCCCUGCACAGCUCCAAUUCACAUUCUAACCCCAGCAAGACCUCAGACACACCUCACGAGCCYGGUGACGACUGGUCAGAGCACAUCAGUUCCUCUGGAAAGAAAUACUAUUACAACUGCAGGACAGAGGUGUCCCAGUGGGAAAAGCCAAAAGAAUGGCUGGAGAGAGAACAGAGGCAAAAAGAGGCAACAAAGACUGCUGUUGUCAACAGUUUCCCUAAGGACAGGGACUACAGAAGGGAGGCUAUGCAAGCUACAGCAGCGCCUGGCUUCGCUGGUCCUAAGUCAGUCCAGAUGGAAAAGCCUCCAGCAGCUCUUGGCACACAGUCCCAGUCCUCUUCCUCUAGUUCAGGGAGCUUGAACCCAUCAUCAGGCCCACCUGGAUCGUCUGCUUCCACCGUGCCUGUCUCCCCAGUUCUUCAGUCCUCGACUCCUCCAAUUCUCCAGGACCCCACUCUGCUUCGCCAGCUUCUCCCGGCCCUUCAGACGGCCCUGCAGCUCAACAAUGCUAGUGUGGAUAUGUCAAAAAUCAACGAAGUUCUCACAGCUGCUGUCACACAAGCUUCCUUACAGUCAAUGCUCCACAAAAUCCUCACAGCAGGACCAUCAGCUUUCAACAUCACUACUAUUCUGUCUCAAGCUGCUCAGCUGUCCAACCAAGCUCAGCAAUCAAAUCAGUCACCGAUGUCUUUAACAUCAGACGCGUCGUCGCCAAGGUCCUACGUCUCUCCGAGGAUCGGCACACCACAGACCAACGUUGGCUCUCUAAAGUCCCUGCUCAGCUCACAGCCUGUUCUGUCACAGUCAAAAGUGAGCACAUCCGCCGUGAAGCAGUCAUCACUUUCCCAACCCACGUCCCAGCAGCCCCUGUCCAGUGAGAAAUCCCACAGCCAUGAUGCCACCACAGCCUCCCCGCGCACACUCCAGCGCCAAAGGUCAGUCAGUCAGAGAAGUCCCUCCCCAGGUCCCAAUCACGUCCCCUCCAGCAGCAGCAGCAGCAACGCCCCCAACUCUGCCUCUGCACCCCCGACCGCUUCAGCAGCUCGGCCCCCCUGCUCCUUCACCCCGACCCUGGCUGCCCACUUCAAUGAGAACCUUAUCAAGCACGUGCAGGGGUGGCCUGCAGAGCAUGCAGAGAAACAGGCGUCGAGGCUACGUGAAGAAGCUCACACGAUGGGCAGCAUCUGCAUGUCCGAGAACUGCACGGAGCUGAAAAACCUGCGCUCUUUGGUCAGAGUCUGUGAAAUCCAAGCAACGCUGCGCGAGCAGAGGAUAUUGUUUCUAAGACAGCAAAUCAAAGAACUUGAAAAGUUGAAGAAUCAGAAUUCCUUCAUGGGCUGAGAACUUUGGGAUGCCASAUGGAAGAGGAGGAGGAGGGGGAGGGAGGCUUUGGGAGGG
Molecule: messenger RNA, 2002 nt
Organism: Austrofundulus limnaeus
Lineage: Eukaryota; Metazoa; Chordata; Actinopteri; Cyprinodontiformes; Rivulidae
Gene: waca
Product: WW domain containing adaptor with coiled-coil a
Exons: 13
Coding region: 299-1945 (548 amino acids)
Biological process (GO): regulation of autophagy; positive regulation of TORC1 signaling
Cellular component (GO): nucleus
Molecular function (GO): RNA polymerase II complex binding; chromatin binding
Source: RefSeq, a predicted model, not a curated record